GACCUUUCUGAGAACUCGUUACGAGGGAACUGCGAAAAGUGCAAAAAAAUCUCUUCCUUUUCAUCUCUGUUUGGUGUGAGUGAAGAUGGCUGCAGUCAAGAGCCUAAAUCCUAAGGCUGAGGUCGCCCGUGCGGCUCAAGCCCUCUCAGUGAACACCUCUGCUGCCAGGGGUCUCCAGGAGGUGAUGAGGUCGAACCUGGGACCAAAAGGAACGAUGAAAAUGCUUGUGUCUGGAGCUGGAGAUAUUAAAAUAACCAAGGAUGGAAACGUUCUUCUGCACGAAAUGCAAAUUCAGCACCCCACUGCAUCGUUGAUUGCCCGUGUUGCCACCGCCCAGGAUGACAUCACAGGUGAUGGAACAACAUCCAAUGUUCUCCUUAUUGGUGAGCUAUUGAAACAGGCUGACAUCUACAUCUCAGAGGGUCUCCACCCACGCCUUGUCACCCACGGCUUUGACUUGGCCAAGACUAAAGCGUUAGAGAUUCUGGAGAAAGUCAAAAUUGAUCGCGAGAUGGACCGUGAAAUCUUGGUCAACGUUGCCUACUCAUCUUUGUGCACGAAACUGCAUGGUCAACUGGCGAAGCACAUGAGUGAGAUUGUCGUUGAUGCUCUGCUGGCAAUUAAGCGUGACGCCAAGCCGCUAGAUCUCUUCAUGGUAGAAAUCAUGGAAAUGAAGCACAAGACCGACACUGACACUGCCCUGGUGAAGGGUCUUGUUCUGGACCAUGGCGCACGCCACCCUAACAUGCCUAAGCAGCUGAAGAAUGCUUUCAUCCUCACAUGCAACGUCUCCCUGGAAUAUGAGAAGACCGAGGUUAACUCGGGUAUUUUCUACAAGACUGCCGAAGAACGCGAGAAGCUUGUGAAGGCUGAGCGUCAGUUUGUCGACAACCGCAUCCAGAAGAUCAUUGAUCUGAAGAGACAGGUCACUGAAGGUAAUGAUAGCACAUUCCUCGUUGUCAACCAGAAGGGUAUUGAUCCAGUGUCAUUGGACAUGCUUGCCAAGGAGGGCAUCAUGGCGCUGCGCCGUGCCAAGCGCAGAAACAUGGAAAGGCUCACACUGGCUAGCGGCGGCACUGCAAUGAACUCCGUUGAUGACCUCACUCCGUCAGUGCUUGGCUGGGCUGGUAAUGUCUACGAGCACGUCUUGGGUGAGGACAAGUUCACAUUUGUUGAGGAUGUGAAAGACCCCGAGUCAGUAACAAUUCUCAUCAAGGGCCCCAACAAGCACACGAUCGUCCAGAUCAAGGAUGCCAUCCAUGAUGGUCUCCGUGCUGUGAAGAAUGCCAUUGAGGACAAGAGCGUGGUUCCUGGAGCUGGUGCUUUUGAGAUCGCUGCACACGCUGAACUCAUGGACUACAUGAAGUCUGUCAAGGGCCGACAAAGACUUGGUGUGAAGGCAUAUGCUGACUCACUUUUGAUCAUCCCCAAAGUACUGGCUCAGAACUCCGGAUAUGACCAACAGGAAAUCAUGGUCAAGCUCCAGGAGGAAUACCAGGAGUCUGGCCGGCCAGUAGGUAUUGACAUUUCCACAGGCGAGGCUUUAGUUCCCGAAGACGCCGGUAUCUUCGACAACACUCGCGUCAAGAAGCAGCUCCUGCACUCUUGCACCACAAUCGCCAGCAACCUGCUUCUCGUCGACGAGAUCGUUCGUGCCGGUAUGGCUUCUCUCAAACCCGGUCAACAAUAGUUCAACUCACACAUCUUUUAGUUUUUUACAACCUUGAUGAAAUGCCCAUAUGAAAAUUAACACCAGUUUCCAUGAAAUAUAUCAUCUCAUCAUGAAGACAA
Molecule: messenger RNA, 1791 nt
Organism: Sycon ciliatum
Lineage: Eukaryota; Metazoa; Porifera; Calcarea; Leucosolenida; Sycettidae
Product: T-complex protein 1 subunit zeta-like
Exons: 16
Coding region: 86-1690 (534 amino acids)
Biological process (GO): protein folding
Cellular component (GO): chaperonin-containing T-complex
Molecular function (GO): ATP hydrolysis activity; ATP binding; ATP-dependent protein folding chaperone
Source: RefSeq, a predicted model, not a curated record